This is a messenger RNA of Dreissena polymorpha, 3482 nucleotides long. RefSeq lists its product as uncharacterized. Lineage: Eukaryota; Metazoa; Mollusca; Bivalvia; Myida; Dreissenidae. The record is from RefSeq and is a predicted model, not a curated record. The coding region runs from base 146 to 1117 and encodes 323 amino acids. The transcript is spliced from 2 exons.
GUAAAAACAGCGACGUUACAAAUAAAACAACAACAACAUAGCGGGAUGUAAGUCACAGCAACAUUUCUGCUCAUCAGUCGUCAGCGCAGUCAUCUUCAUUCAAAAGAAUAAGUUCCUCACUUGAGAUGGUGACAAAUGUCUGAAAAUGAGCCUCAUUGCCAGUCUGGCCUAUGUAAUAGCCAUUCUGAUAGGUCUGUUACUCUACUACUCAUAUCAGAAGCGAGACAAGCAGGAAAUGGCUCCGUCAGCAUCAGUACUCAGAAGACGAAAGAGGCUCCAGAAACAUUAUUCAUUAUUUGCAGCCCUUGGUUUAGAAAGGAAUAACAACCAUCAAAAUAAUUUCAGUGCCAUAGAGGAUCAGUUUACAAGCUUUAGUCAAGUCAGUAAUGCUUGCUCCAAAGCUGGCUUGGAAAGGUGUGGGUUAAUUGUUGGCGUCGAUUUUACUGCUAGCAACGAAUGGCAGGGUAGAAAAACUUUCAGGGGACAUUGUCUACACAGAAUAGAUGGUGAAAAAAUAUAUAAUCCUUAUCAAAAAGUGAUAAAUAUCAUAGGGAAUACCUUAGAACCUUUUGACGAAGAUAAUUUAAUUCCUGCAUAUGGUUUUGGUGAUACAGAAACCAUUGAUACAAAAGUGUUCCCGUUCAAUUCAGAUGAAUCUCCCUGCAAAGGAUUCAAAGACGUUUUAGAUCGAUACAAUGACAUCGCCAAACGUGUUCAGCUCAGUGGGCCUACCAACUUUGCGCCUUUAAUUCAUAAAGCUAUUGAGCUGGUUAAAGCUGAAAAGAUUUAUCAUAUAUUGUUAAUAAUUGCUGAUGGACAGGUAAACGAGGAAGAUCCAACAAUUGAUGCUAUUGUGGAGGCAUCAAAUUACCCGUUAAGUAUAGUUGUUAUCGGAGUUGGGGAUGGGCCUUGGGAAACAAUGGAUGAUUUUGAUAAUCUCUUGCCGAAACGAAAGUUUGACAAUUUUCAGUUUGUGAACUAUCAUCAAGUGGCAUCCAAGUCAAGAAAGCCUGAGACUGCUAUUGCAUUACAUGCCUUAAUGGAGAUCCCUGACCAGUAUAAAACGAUUAAAGCCAUGGGAUAUUUGAACAAAGGCAAGCUUGAAACCCCUCUAUGAAGAACAAUCGUGAAUUAUAGAAGAUCUAUUAUAGAAUGAUCAUAUUAUUGUUUUACUUUUCUGCAGUGUUUGUUUGUAUGAAAAUGUACUUCUCCUCUUCACCAAGUGAAGAUAUAAUUUAACAUGCUAUCAUUUGUGAAGGGAUUUCAGUAUGAAAAAAGUUUUGAAUUAAACUUUUUGCAUAAUGGACUUCCUUUUGAAUCACCCUUAAUGAAGGAAUCAUUUUCUAAGAAUGUAAGCAUCUGACAUUUAUUAUAUAUAUAGAUCUAGAUAAAAUUCUUACUGGUGUAUUUUUCACAGAUAAAAAGAUAAUUUUAUUAUUAUGUGCAAUAUUUGUUUCUGUCUUUGAUAGCAUGGGCAUAUUUUUGUUACUUCUUCAAUAUGUAACAUAAUUUACAAUGUAUAUAUUUUUCUAUUACGAACUACAUUUUAGCCAUCAAUUGUCUGCCAAAGGAAAAAACUGAAAUUUUGCUCUGCCUCAUUGAUCAUACAUGGGUAAAACUAAAGUACCGGUAAUGGGUAUUGUUGUUGGGUUUUUUACUUUUGAUUUGUCUAUAACAGUUUUUGAGUAAACUUUUCUUACAAAAGCAAAAAUAAUUAUGAUGGCUAAACUUCUUUUUAGAUCACCUGGGCACAAUGUGCUCAUGGAGAGCUUUUGUGAUCCCCUUUUAUCCAUCGUCCGUCGUGCGUUGUGCGGCGUUAACAUUUGCCAUGUUAACACUCUAGAGGCAACAUUUAUUGUCCAUUCUUCAGGAAAUUAAGUCAGAAGAUUGGUCUCAAUGAUAUCUUGGAUGAGUUUGAAAAUGGUUAUGUUUGCUUGAAAAACAUGGCUGCCAAGAGGCUGGGCAUUUUUCCUUAUAUGGCUAUAGUAAAAUCUUGUUAACACUCUAGAGGUCCGAUCUUCAUAAAACUUGGUCAGGAGAUUCAUCCCAAUAAUAUCUUUGAAGAGUUAAAAAAUGAUGCCGGUUGGUUGAUAAACAUGGCCACCAGGGGGCGGGACAUUUUUCCUUAUAUGGCUAUUAUAAUAUAAGUAAAACCUUGUUCACACUCUAUAGAGGUCACAUUUAUUUUCCAAUCUUCAUGAAACUUGGUCAGAAGAUUUGUCCCAAUGAUAUCUUGGAUGAGUUUGAAAAUGGUUUCGGUUGUUUUAAAAACAUGGCCACCAGGGGGCAGGGCAUUUUUCCUUAUAUGGCUAUAUAUGGCUUUAGUAAAACCUUGUUAACACUCUAGAGGCCACAUUUAUUGUCCAAUCUUCAUGAAAUGUGGUCAGAAGAUUGGUCUCAAUGAUAUCUUGGAUGAGUUGGAAAAUGGUUACGUUUGCUUUAAAAACAUGGCUGCCAAGGGGCGGGGCAUUUUUCCUUCUAUGGCUAUAUAUGGCUAUAGUAAAAUCUUGUUAACACUUUAGAGGCCACCAUUAUUGUCCGAUCUUCAUUAAACUUUGUCAGCAGAUUCAUACUGAUAAUAUCUUGGACGAGUUAAAAAAGGAUGCUGGUUGGUUGAAAAACAUGGCCACCAAGGGGCGGGGCAUUUUUCCUUAUAUGGCUAUAGUGAAACCUUGUUAACACUAUAGAGGCCAAAAGAUUUGUCCCAAUGAUAUCUUGGAUGAGUUUGAAAAAGGCUCCAGUUGGUGGAAAAACAUGGCCACCAGGAGGGUGUGGCAUUUUUCCUUAUAUAGCAAUAGUAAAACCUUGUUAACACUCUAGAAGCCACAUCCGUAAGUGGUUAACAACUAUAUAUAAUUGAAUUGUAUAAACAAUUGCGUUACUUGCACAUACUUGACAAUUAUCAAAUAGCUAAGUUGAUCUGAGUGAGGGAUGCUAGAUCUACUCAAGGUAACAUGCCUUUAUGCAAUUUUCCAGGUAUGUGUUGCACAGCAUUUUUAUGGAUUGGGGUUUUCAUUUCCUAUAUUUUCCAGCUUAAUAGAAUCCUUUUUUUCAGAAACAGCCUUUUUCAGGCCUUUUCCAGGCGUAUCUACAGGUCUGUUAAACCAAACUUGUAAAAAAAAACUAAAUUAAAAAAAAUAUAUAUAUGUAAAUUAGUGUCUAAUGAUUAAUAUAUCUGAACUUUAUUUCAAUUACAUGUACAUCUAAUGAAGUAUAUCACUAUUAUUUAUAUAACUUUAUUUUUUGAAUUUGAAUAAUAAUAUUAAAUUAUUUUUUCAAAAGCGCUUUCUUUGCCUGAAAAAUUCCCAAUCCCAAUCCUAAAAUUGUUUUGUCCGAAAUUGCCGUGAAAAGGCCUUUUUUUUUGUACAGGUAUAUACUUGCCCCUCAAUGAUUCAAAUAUUGCUGCUCGAAAAAUAUAUAUUCAUAAAAUAGGCAUUUUUCUCAUAUCACUUAUACUUCAGAUUAUGUCAUUAUAUUUUUAG